CCUCACAAAAAAAAGGGCAAGAAAAAAACCUGUCUGUCAACAACCAUCAUCAUCACUUCCAGAACACCACCCAACCCUCAUACACUUUAAUCAUAAUCAUCCUAUAUAUAUAUAUAUAUAUACAAAAUAUAUACAUAUAUAAAACAUCAAGAUGGGAUCUUCGUUGUCUAAUUUAACAGAACAAUGGGGACCGGUGGGGUCAGAUAAUGGGCCAGGGCUGGGUGACAUACCUCGGAGCUGUGUAGCCUGUGUUUUUCUGUAUCUAACUCCCCUGGAAAUUUGUAACUUAGCCCGUUUAAAUCGGGCUUUUCGCGACGCUGCUUCGUCGGAUGCCGUCUGGGAAUCCAAGCUUCCUGGGAAUUAUCAACAUCUUUUGGAGUUAUUGCCGCCUGACAAGUAUCAGAAUCUGUGUAAAAAAGAUGUUUUUGCUCUUUUUUCACGCCCAGUUCCCUUUGAUGACGGUAAUAAGGCAGUAUGGUUAGAUAAAGUUACUGGAAGAGUUUGCUUGUCAAUCUCCGCCAAGUCAAUGUCAAUAACUGGAAUAGAAGAUCGGAGAUACUGGAAUUGGGUUCAAACUGAAGAAUCUAGGUUCAAUGUCGUGGCUUAUUUGCAGCAAAUAUGGUGGUUUGAAGUGGAUGGUUCAGUAAAAUUCCCUCUUCCGCCAGAUGUUUACACAUUAUCAGUUAGAAUACACUUGGGAAGGUUUUCUAAAAGGUUGGGACGCCGUGUUUGUAAUUUCGAACACACCCAUGGUUGGGAUAUAAAACCGGUUAGGUUUGACAUGUCAACAUCAGAUGGUCAAGAAGCAUCCACGGAAUGUUUCUUUGACGAUUGUGCCGAAGAUUAUGUGAACGGAUGUCACAAACGGGGUUGCUGGAUAGAAUAUAAAGUGGGUGAGUUCAUAGUCAAUGAGUCCAAUCCUAUUACUGAAGUGAAAUUCUCUAUGAAGCAGAUAGAUUGCACUCACUCGAAAGGUGGAAUAUGUGUAGAUGCAGUAUCUAUAAUCCCCAGCAAUCUAAACUUUGGUAGGAGAAAGGCGUUGAACUAAUCUGAGUGGAUUAAAAACUGAAUCUGAUAUACGAUGAAGGCAGCUGCAGACUCUUAAGGGGAUGUAUCAUUAAGAACCUCUGGAAAUAUCGAUUCAAUGUGUGCUUCGACACAAUGUAAAUUUGUAAAUGUUUCUUCGAAACUAAUAAUUGUCACGUGGAGCGCAUACGCAUAGAAGUCCAAGUCAAUCUGAAAAGACGCUUGUAACUGAUUUUGUAUCUUGCAGUCGAAAACAAGAAAGAAACAAUACAUAUUGUCCUAAACAAAUUACAGCA
Erigeron canadensis is the source of this 1322-nucleotide messenger RNA. Its product is annotated as F-box protein PP2-A15-like. NCBI's taxonomy places the organism in Eukaryota, Viridiplantae, Streptophyta, Magnoliopsida, Asterales, Asteraceae. Gene Ontology annotation, molecular function: protein binding. The record is from RefSeq and is a predicted model, not a curated record. The coding region runs from base 152 to 1048 and encodes 298 amino acids. The transcript is spliced from 4 exons.